CACUCUCACCUUCACCUCAGACACACACACACACACCCACCAGCCACCACCACGGUGACCCGCCCCGCCUCUCUGCUAACCUUAUUAGUUCUCUGUGUAAUAAUCACCAACAUUUGUGUAGUGUAUUGGUGAAUUUCUCAAACAAACUCCCUACUAAGUUGUCAUCAAAGUAAGUACCCUUGGAUACCUGGAACUAACUCCUACUAAGGUCUAAUGGGAGCAACUUAACGAGUGUUGUGAGUGUUGUGUGAUCUGCGCCACGGGGAAACAAGAAAUUCUUUUCUGAUGCCCAUUGUGAUUUUAAUAUACUACUAAUCAUAGUAAAAAGGAUUAUUAUACAUAGUGAAGGUAUUAAAUCAGAUAAUAUAUUGUACGAUUGAUCAGUAAAUCCUGUAAAGUUACUGAGAAUUUUGUUUUAAUUGACGUGUGAUAAGAAUUGUGGUGUUUGAGUUAGCACCAAUAUGUGAUUUAAAACUGCUUAGAAAUUAUAUGGACAUUAAUAUUUCAUGAGUCAAGUGUUUGAACCCAUACUGGUGACAUAUUGUGUUUGAACCCAUACUGGUGACAUAUUGUGUUUGAACCCAUACUGGUGACAUAUUGUGUUUGAACCCAUACUGGUGACAUAUUGUGUUUGAACCCUUACUGGUGACAUAUUGUGUUUGAACCCUUACUGGUGACAUAUUGUGUUUGAACCCAUACUGGUGACAUAUUGUGUUUGAACCCAUACUAUUGAGAAUGUUUGAACCAACACAAAUUAUACAGUAUUCGAACCCACACCAGUGAAUAACAGAACCCACAACAGUGAAUAACAGAACCCACACCAGUGAAUAAUAGAACCCACACCGGUGAAUAACACAACCCACACCGGUGAAUAACACAACCCACACCGGUGAAUAACACAACCCACACCGGUGAAUAACACAACCCACACCGGUGAAUAACACAACCCACACAGGUGAAUAACAGAACCCACACCAGUGAAUAACAGAACCCACACCAGUGAAUAACAGAACCCACACCGGUGAAUAACAGAACCCACAUCGUGUGACUGCAACAACAAUCAUCAAGUCACUUUCUGUCGUCAGCCCACACAGCACCGCAGGACAAGGUGUGCUGUCUAAGUUAAAAGUACACAAGUGGACAGAGUUUCUUUCACCGGCGAGAAUGAAGGACUGGACCACCUCUCUCUUGGUGUUUGUGGUGGUGUUGGCAGUGUCUGAGAGUCGCUACAGUAAUACGACUACUCCUGUUAAUUUCACUUCCUCCAGCACCACAAGCUCCACGGAACACCCUCACACACAUCUCAAUACGGCGCAGUUGAUCCAGGCUCGAGGGUAUCCAGCCGAGGUACAUCGCGUCAUCACCCCAGACGGUUACAUCCUAGAGAUGCACCGCAUACCGCAUGGCCGCACCGCCCACCAUGCCCACACCGUACGCCCAAACCACCCACCACGCCCACACCAGCCCGCACGCCCACGAGGAAGACAAGCAGGCAGGAGCACUGACGGCACGGGUAGCACCACCAGCAGCAGCACCAGCAGGAACAGCACCAGGGACAGCAAGGGUCGUCGAGUUGUGUUCAUCCUUCAUGGGUUCCUCUCCUCCAGCGCCGAUUUUGUCAUGAAUGAUCCUGACGAGGCUCUAGGGUUCAUGAUGGCUGACGCUGGCUACGACGUGUGGCUGGGGAACAACAGAGGAAACUAUUACGGUCGUCAGCACGUCACUCUCUCACCUGAGAAGCCUGAAUUCUGGGAUUACAGUUGGAACGAGAUGGCUCGCUAUGACGUGCCAACGAUGCUCAGUUACGUGCGGAAGAGUAGCGGCAUGGAACAGGUCUACUAUAUAGGGCAUUCCAUGGGUACCUCACUGUUCUUCGCCAUGAUGCACUACCACCCUCACAUCAACUCUUGGGUGCGGGCGAUGGCGGCGUUGGCACCAGCUGGCUACGUCUACCACAAGUACUCGAUGGCACAUGUUCUGGCACCAUUCUUUGACGGCGUUGAGAGAGAACUUCGUAGACGCGGGAUUAUGGAGAUCUUCCAGCUAACUAAAGACAACUCAAACAAGGCCUCCAAGAUGUGUGGACCCAAUGCCAUCACCAGCUUCAUGUGUAUCCUUAUGUAUUUCAUCAGCGGCGGACCCAAUUCUAACUAUGUAGAUAAGGAGUACCUGCCAGUAAUCUUCGCUCACACCCCGGCAGGCUCAGGUUUACAAGUCUUCACACACCUGCGACAAAUGCACGCCUCACGCAAGUUUCAGGCCUUCGACUAUGGCAGGGCCAAGAAUGUGGUGAAAUAUGGAAGCACGAAGCCUCCCUCCUUCUCCUUCAGCAACGUCAUCGCCCCCGUCGGCCUCUUCUGGUCUGAGAAUGACUGGAUCGUCGACCCUCGGGACGUGCGUAAGACGGCCAAGGAACUACCAUGGGUGGCCCUCGACUACCGGAUCCAACUGAGAGACUUCAACCAUGUGGAUUUCUGGCGGAGAACGCGUGUGACCUUCUGUACCACCCUGUCAUGAAGUUUUUCGAUGA
Messenger RNA from Homarus americanus (American lobster), 2530 nucleotides. Its product is annotated as lipase 3-like. Gene Ontology annotation, biological process: lipid metabolic process. Lineage: Eukaryota; Metazoa; Arthropoda; Malacostraca; Decapoda; Nephropidae. The transcript has 11 exons. Bases 1165 to 2517 code for a protein of 450 amino acids. The record is from RefSeq and is a predicted model, not a curated record. Gene Ontology annotation, molecular function: hydrolase activity, acting on ester bonds.